Trichoderma asperellum CBS 433.97 is the source of this 1650-nucleotide messenger RNA. RefSeq lists its product as uncharacterized. NCBI's taxonomy places the organism in Eukaryota, Fungi, Ascomycota, Sordariomycetes, Hypocreales, Hypocreaceae. The record is from RefSeq and is a predicted model, not a curated record. Gene Ontology annotation, cellular component: mitochondrion. Gene Ontology annotation, molecular function: phosphatidylserine decarboxylase activity. Gene Ontology annotation, biological process: phosphatidylethanolamine biosynthetic process.
AUGGCGACGCGGGGAAUCGGUGCCAGCCGUUUGGUGCAUGGUGGAGGUAGUGGGGGAGCAAGUUUCUUCGGCCAUCCGUUCUCAUCCUCCUUGCGCGCAAGAUGUUCCAUACGAGCUGCUGCUGGACGUCCGACGGGCCCAAUGGCCACUCCUUCAGGGCCUACUCGGCGCAUUCCAUCCUCACGCCGCAACUUUUCUUCUCAGGACCCUGGCAAGCGACCCAAGUUCUCUCAGAGGCUUGGUGAAGCGCUGCGCAACAGCAAAAUCACAUGGUAUCAGAUUCCCGUGGGUCUGGGCAUAGGUUUCUUGGGACUGGUUCAAUUCUACAAGGUCUCAUCGCGAGAAAGGGAAAGGCAGCAAGAGCAAGAUGGCGUUAGGUCGCCGAAGCCUCGGCCAAGAGUGCGCCCUGAUGGACCAUGGCAGGUCCAAGUCAUGUCCACUCUCCCGCUCAAAGCCAUCUCUCGACUAUGGGGAAAAUUCAAUGAAUUGACAAUUCCGUACUAUCUGCGUGUCCCUGGGUUUAAGCUAUAUUCGUUCAUCUUUGGAGUCAACCUUGAUGAGGUGGCUGAACCCGACCUUCAUGUGUAUCCCAACCUCGCGGCUUUCUUCUAUCGAACUCUUAAACCAGGUGCUCGUCCACUGGAUCCAGACCAUCAUGCUCUUCUCUCUCCGUCCGACGGCAAGGUCCUCCAAUUUGGCCAAAUUGAAAGCGGUGACAUUGAACAGGUUAAGGGUAUGACCUACAGCAUUGAUGCGCUUCUCGGAAAACACAGCCCGACAUCCAGUAUUUACAGUGGACUAUCCAGCCAAGCCCGAGAGCAUCCCCAGCGAAGCCACAGCGCACCUGUAGGUGACGAAGAGAUUAUCAAGCAGGAAGAGGAAUUCGCCAAGGUCAACGGCAUCUCGUACACCCUACCCGACCUCAUGUCUGGAUCUAAAGAUGCGAAGCCUCCGCACCCCGUAACCGACGAAUCGCUUGCAGCUUCAUCUCCCCAUGCCGUCUCAGAGGUCCGCGCCGAGCUUGCUUUGGGCGAGAAGCCCUGGUACGAUCUACUGUCGCCCGAUAAGACCACGUCUUUGUACUACGCCGUCAUCUACCUUGCUCCCGGAGACUACCACCGCUUCCACUCACCCACGAACUGGGUUGUUGAGAGCAGACGCCACUUUGCAGGCGAGCUCUACAGCGUCUCGCCCUACCUGCAACGUACUCUACCUGGCCUCUUCACUCUUAACGAACGAGUCGUCCUCCUUGGCCGCUGGCGCUGGGGUUUCUUCAGCUACGUCCCCGUCGGCGCCACAAACGUCGGCUCUAUCAAAAUCAACUUUGACCGCGAGCUUCGCACCAACAGCCUCACAACGGAUACGGCCGCCGACCUUGCAGCCGAGGAAGCUGCCAAGCGGGGUGAGCCGUACCUCGGCUUCGCGGAGGCUACGUAUGAGAGCGCAAGCCCAGUUCUGCACGGACAUGCGUUGAGGCGCGGUGACGAGAUGGGUGGAUUCCAGCUCGGCAGCACCAUUGUGCUGGUGUUUGAAGCACCAGCUACGUUGAAGACAGCGGAUGGAGUGGAGAAGAAGGGAUGGGAGUGGGCGGUAGAGAAGGGGCAGAAGCUGAAGAUGGGACAGGUUCUAGGACGUGUGCUUGAAGACUAA